Messenger RNA from Carassius auratus (goldfish), 5456 nucleotides. Its product is annotated as collagen alpha-1(XXI) chain-like. The transcript is spliced from 30 exons. Gene Ontology annotation, biological process: extracellular matrix organization. Lineage: Eukaryota; Metazoa; Chordata; Actinopteri; Cypriniformes; Cyprinidae. The coding region runs from base 1780 to 4623 and encodes 947 amino acids. Gene Ontology annotation, molecular function: extracellular matrix structural constituent conferring tensile strength. The record is from RefSeq and is a predicted model, not a curated record.
GACUGACAAAAUAUAUCGAAUAUAUAAAUAAGAAAAAAUACGAUUCGUGCCAUAACUAAUUGAAUGAGGCAAAUACGAAAUAUAUUAAAUGGUUUAACUGUGUUAUAAUCAUAUAGGUCUACUCGAGUGGCCUUAUGCUUUUUAUAAAAUGAAUGUUCUAGAAAUAUGAUAAAAGAUAACAGUGUUCAUUUAAUUACAUUUAUUUAACCACGAUAAAAUAAUUAUUACGACAAAUUGUAUAGUUCCCUAAUAAGAGACAAUGCACGCUCAUUAAUUAAUGUGUUGGAUAAUUGAUACUAGCAAUGCUUUUUUUUUUUUUUAAAUAAAAAGCUCUUUAUGUAACAAAUGAUAACAUCCUAACAAGUUGAAUAAGUACUUUACCUAAAUGGUGUGAGUUAGUGUUUGAUGAAUCUGACAAACAUUUGUUGUCCUUUAAAAAAUACAGUAGCUUUAAUGACGUUGUACGUGCGCUUGUUUUACUUGAAAAUCGAAAACCCCAAAGAAUAAAUAAAAUCGAAAACAAGUCUGAGUGUAUAUUAUUUCAAGUGUAUUUAUACACUUUCAAAUUUACUUGGAGUAGGAAAUAGGGAAACAUUAUUUAUUUAAACUGGUGAAUGAAUUGCAAUACCAUCAUGAACCAUUAGAUGUUCCAGAGCCCCGGAUUUAAGAAUACAAAAAUAGAAACCAUUGGUAUACUCAGUGUAAAGACCAUUGUAUCCACCAGAGGGCGCCAUUGUAUAUCCGUGGCAAGAUGUGCAUAUUUCAACACUUUCUCUGCAAAUAUCAAAACCAACCUUCCCAAUACCACAAUUUCCUUUCAUAUAUUAGGACAAGCAGAAACAUUCCCCAUUCUUGAGAUGGAUGCUGCCUUUAUUCCCUUUGCUUUUCCACCUCAAAUCCUCCACACAACAAAUGCAUUGUAUUUCAGCGUCAGUACAUCACAUAAAAAUAUUUGCACACUAUUAAACUAAACUCACACGAUUCAGUUCACUUGUUUAUGUCUCCUUUGGUACCUGGGGCGGCCCACCUUUGAUCCAAAAUAGCUGUGCUACUAUAUAUAUGUGUGUUUGAACAGCAGAAGUCGGUGGGGUAUAAAUAUAUCCACAGGGAAGUUUAGCAAAACAGGUUUCUCCUUCCUCAGGUACUAAUGUAGUUGAAUGUGUUACUUUCUUUCUAAACCUCUUUUUAUUCAUAAACAGGCCAGUGGAGAAUGACGGUGGUCCCUGAGGAGUUAUUUCACACUCUUAAGAUUCAAAGGAAGGCACCAACAUCUGUGUUUAAGAAUCUGGAUUAACAAACUAUGUACUACUGGAGGAAUAAAGGCACAGUCUUCACUGUAACACAGAAGCCAUUGCACAGACAUGAUAUUAAUAUAAUGUCAAUGGACUCUUGUAAAUAACUCAAUGCAUGACGGCAGAGAAAAUAAAGACGUUUUGGACUGCACUAUUUGUGGAAUAGGCCUCUGAGGCUCGGGACCAUUUGGCUUGACUUUCUUUGAAGAAGGUUUUGUGGAGGGUUAAACCCGUACUCCUCCUUCUCUCUGUCGCUCUUUCAUUCUGCCCAGGAACGGCUGUACGUCACUGUGGGUGCAGAUAUAAAAUAGUCUUUGGCUGGAUCUUGCCACUGCAGCACUGUACUGUAAUUCAUGUCAGUGAUGAGAGCAUUUUUAGCUGUUGUCUUGUAACCUGUUGGGGGCAAGUCUCUGUUUAAACUCGUGGAUAUCCAGGAUUGAGAUUGCUGGCAUUUUCUAGCUGCUGCUUGGUUUAUUGUUGCCAUACCAUGUGGACAUGGAUGUUUUCUUCACUGAUUGUUUGUGUUUUGUUCCUGCACACCAGUGGAUUCCAGAAAGAGGACUCUCAAGCUGGUUGUAGCACAACUCCCAAUGACCUUGCGUUCAUCAUUGAUGGCUCCUCAAGCUUGGGGACCCCUAAUUUUGAAACUGCCAAGCGUUGGCUCAUCAACAUCACCAGUGGCUUUGACGUGAGCACCAGGCACACUCAGGUGGCAGUCAUCCAAUACAGCGACACCCCUCGACUGGAGAUUCCUCUGGGAAAGCAUCAGAACAGCCAAGAACUCAUCGAGGCCAUCACCUCCAUGUCAUUCCUGGGGGGCAGCACACGGACCGGCCGUGCCAUCAAGUUUGCCACAGACCAUGUCUUUGGUAUGCCUAACCGCACAUCCCAGACUCCCAGAAACCGCAUCGCCGUGGUCCUCACUGAUGGGCGCUCGCAGGAUGAUGUUGAGGAUGCUGCCAUGGAGGCCAGAACACAGAAUAUUGUUCUGUUUGCAGUUGGUGUGGGAAAUGAGAUAACGAACUCUGAAUUGGUGUCUGUGGCCAACAAGCCAUCUUCUACAUACGUGCUGCACGUGGAGGACUAUAAAUCCAUUGCAAGCAUAUGGGACCUGAUGGAGCAGAAACUGUGUGAAGAAUCAGUGUGUCCAACGCGGAUCCCUGGGACAGUGAACGAUCAGAAGGGCUUUGAUCUAAUGAGCCUGAUGAAGAUUGAGCAGGUGGCUCAGAAGGUUCAGGGAUCUUUGAUUUCAGAGAGAGCAUCUCAGCUCAGCGCUCAGAUGGACAUCACCCACAACACCAGAGAGAUCUUUCCAGAAGGCCUUCCACCAGCUUUUGUGUUUGUGGCCACUUUGCGCUUGAAGAACCCAGCUCACUGGAUGAAGUUGGACCUGUUAAGGGUGUUGUCUCAGGACGGGGUUAAGCAGCUCGCCGUGACUUUGAAUGGAGCAGACAAAUCGGUCACUUUCACCUGCACCAGCACUCUAAAGAAAGAGCAGACAGUCAUAUUUAAUGCCCGAGGCAUCAAGAGGCUCUUUGACACAGACUGGCACCAGCUGAAGUUCCUGGUGAGGUACAAACGCAUCACCUGUUUCAUAGACGAUGUAUAUGUGGAGGAGCAGCUCCUAGAUUCAGUUGUUCCCAUCUACAUUAACGGAAAGACUCAGGUCUCCAAGAGAAUCAAUACUGAGACUACAGUCCCUAUAGUGCUACAGAAGUUACGGAUCUACUGUGACCCCCAGCAAAGUGAGAGAGAAACAGCAUGUGAAAUCUACUCUGUGGAUAAUGACAGGUGUCCUCCGGAUCGCUCUCCUGCUGUAGAAGGUUGCGACUGUCCUAGUGGUAAACCUGGUCUGCCCGGUCUACCUGGGCCUAUGGGCUUCAGAGGGGAGAAAGGCAGAGAAGGACCUCCAGGCCCUGAUGGUAAACUGGGGACACCAGGAGAAAAGGGAGCAUCUGGAGAGCCUGGCCGAGAUGGAGAGAAAGGUGAAGCAGGUGAACCAGGACAAAAAGGGGAGCGAGGGCUGGAAGGAUCCAAAGGUGAAAUGGGACCACCAGGGCCUUCAGGACCAACAGGCACUUCCAAAUUGGAUUUAGAUGACUUGGGAAUUCAAGGAAGCAAGGGAAUCCCAGGAGAACCAGGGGAAAUGGGACCACCCGGAAAACCUGGACUGAAUGGUGAACCUGGGACACCUGGUCUACCUGGACUUACUGGUCCCAAGGGAGAGAAAGGAGAUAUUGGUGUGGCAGGAUCAGAUGGACAACCUGGACUCCCUGGUAUACAGGGGCUUCCUGGAGAGAUAGGCCCUGCUGGACCUCAAGGUGAUGGAGGCAUGCCAGGACCAGCAGGUUUUACUGGACCAACAGGACAGCAGGGACCCCCAGGACCAAUUGGCCCACCUGGCAUAAAAGGUCCUCCAGGUCCAAAAGGGAAUUCAGGCUCUCGUGGACAGGGAGGGCUCCCUGGACCACCUGGUGCUAAAGGUUCAGAUGGAGAGCACGGCAUUCAAGGUCCCUCUGGCAUUAGAGGUCUACCAGGUUUUAAAGGUCAUAAGGGUGACUCAGGAUCACCUGGACCAAAGGGGAGUCAGGGUGAGAAAGGAAACCAGGGAGAACCUGGUGUUGCUGGAAAACAUGCUGAACCGGCCGUGAAAGGGAACAAAGGAGAGCCAGGUGUACAAGGGGAGCCUGGGAGCAGAGGGGCUGAUGGGAAAAAGGGAGAUGUGGGUCCAUCAGGCCCACCUGGAUCUAAAGGCUUUCCGGGUUUAGAUGGGUUACCAGGGCAACCAGGACUUCCAGGUCACCCAGGGAAUCCAGGCAAAGCACCUUCAGAAGAGCAGCUGAUGAAGAUCUGUGCUUCUGUGCUGCAGAGCCAGCUGCCACAGCUCCUGCAGGUGAUGGGUCAAAGCAGCUGCCAACAUUGUGAAACCAAACAAGGACCACCAGGUGAUCCAGGACCCCUGGGCUCAACGGGCCCAUCUGGACCCCCAGGGUAUCCCGGCAGAGCGGGGUCUCCAGGAUUACCGGGAUCUCCAGGGAGGAGGGGACCUGAAGGGGUAAAAGGUGAAAUUGGCCCAAUGGGUAUGAAAGGUGCUAAAGGACAGGGUGAAAUUGGGUUGCCAGGUCCACCCGGCCCAGCAGGUUUGCAGGGCCCACGUGGGAAUGAGGGGGAAGGAUAUCAGGGGCCUUCUGGUCCACCAGGGAAAACUGGCAUUCCAGGCACCCCAGGCAAACGUGGGCCCCCGGGACCCAUGGGAGUCUGUGACCUGUCCUCUUGUUAUCAAGCCUAUGACUUUCGGAACGAUCCUUUCAGGAAAGGACCAAACUUUUAGCAUCGGGACAGUGGGAUCAUACUGAUUCUAUGCCGUCUUUUCUUUCUCAAAUGAACAUUUCUGGUGCUCAGCAUUGACCUCAAGAACUCAUAACCUCUAAAGAAAGAUGAUCUUUACUUUAAAUAUGUGAUCUGUUUUCCUGCUUGAGAAUCUUGUGUUGUAUGUGUUAAAAUCUCUCAUGAAUCCAUGUUUUUAAUUGAUUUUGGUGCAUGCUCUGGCUGCUUUUUGCAAACAGAAAGGGACUGUUGAGCUGUUGUGCAUUAUGUUCCAAGUUUUCUGAAGAAUUUGAGCAGGAAACAGACUAAAAAAAUCAAUCAUUAUUUGGUGCUCUCAAACAUUGUGCAUGUUCACACACUGUACAAACAUCAUUGAUUAUUUUGUGUCCUGUGACUAAUUUAAUUUUCAUUUUCAAUUUUCGUUUUUGGGUGUAUUGUUCCUUUAAAGAAAAUUGCUAUACUGCACUGCCCUGGGAAAGCUACCUCUGUACAGGAUGUGUAACAAGGAUAUGUUCAAAAUACUUCUGCUCAAGGGCUAUUGGUUAGUUUCGAUAGGAACAUUUUUACUACUACACCAUUUUUUUAUCAUCAUGAUUAUUUAAUUAUACUUUUAAUUGUUUGAGAAUUUGUCUUGUAGUUUUUAGCAGCAAUCUUAAUAGUGUAGAUGUGGCAUGUCUAUUUUUGACUGGAUACGUUUCUGCAAAGAUUUCACAUCUAUUUAAUGUUUCCUGUUUGUUCUUUUUCAUUAAUGCAUAUAGGAUUUUAGCUUUGUCAUGUUAUUUAAUUUUUGUAAAAAAAAAUUUGAAUCAUUUAUUUGAGCAGCUGACAUUUGAAACU